UUCAGAAGUCUAACUUUCAGAGGCGAAUACAUCAUCAUGAGCAAGUGGGCGCCAGUUGCUUCCCUUGUCCUGUUCCUCGUCGUCCUGUGGACCCAAGAUGUGAUGCCAGCCCAGACUGGGAAUCGGCUUGAUGGAGAUCAAACAGAUGAGGGCGCGAUCAUGGAAUUCAGGUUAGCCAUGAUGGAAGAGGAAAGGUCGGGAGUGAACAAGAGCGGGUACUGGGGCCACUGUGUGGACAAUGGAUGCCUCGACAAGAAUGGAAGAUGUGGAUUCUAUUGGUGGUCUUCCUGCAAGUCAAAGAUCUCUGCACUUUGCUCUGGGAUCUGCACUUGCUGCAUCAAAUAAGGUUCCUCUGAGCAACUGCUGCCUGAUAUAGACGACUGAUGACAUGGAUUAACAGACCACCAGAAGAAGACUUUCAGUGGAGUGACACCGAGGAUGUGGCCUUACAUUUCCGGAGGGAAAUAACUGUCUUUGUUCACAACCUCGUCCUUUUUUUCUUAGACAGGGGUUUUCAUGAAACGGUCACACGACAGCAUAGCCGUUUACAAAAGACAGUAAAGAAGUGUAAUAUCAUUAACUUUCAUGAAAUAGUAUAAUUUCCAGGGUGAAAGGCUAACCUCAAAUACCCUUUAUGAAAUAAACGUGUAUCUGCA
Molecule: messenger RNA, 656 nt
Organism: Macrobrachium nipponense
Lineage: Eukaryota; Metazoa; Arthropoda; Malacostraca; Decapoda; Palaemonidae
Exons: 4
Coding region: 37-345 (102 amino acids)
Source: RefSeq, a predicted model, not a curated record